GCCGUGCAGGUCAGCGGACGUGGUGUUUGAGGAUGGUUUUGCGAUUUCGUUCGAGUGUGCGCCCAUAUGAGUGAACCACACACCUACACUUCAAUUCACACACAUCCAGCACAUUCUGUGAUCACCAUUGUCACUCCGAAUCCCAGACGUGUGAACAACAUAAACGACUGAAACUUUCUCCAUAAUCUCUGUUUACAAUCAGCUUUCUGAGCAACAUGAAGUGUUUGGUGAUACUUAUGUUUUGUCAUGCUAUAUCUGCAGAGACACACUUCCUGAAGAUUUACUUCACUGGAUCUUCUGGGUUCAGAAAUGUUCCUGUAUUUGAAAUUGGUUUAAAAUUGAAUGACGUCGAAGGAGCUUUCUGUAACAACAAAAUAGUUGAUUUAAAAAUGGACUGGUUGAAGAAAAUAUUUAGUGAUGAUUCAAAACUAUUUGAGUUUAUAGAAAGUACUUGCUUUAUCACCAAUCCUGCCUUCUGCAGACAUAUGAUUGCUGAGCUUAUGGAGAAAUUCAAUCAAAGUGAAGGUAUCCAUACUUUCCAGAGGAUUGGUGGCUGUGAAUUGAACAUGGAAACUAAAGAGUUUACUGGCUUUUUGAAGUAUGGAUAUGAUGGAGAAGACUUUCUUGAAUUUGAUUUAAAUGGACUGAAAUGGAUUGCACUGAGAAAAGAGGCUCUUUUUCUCAAACAGCUUUGGGAAAUGGAUACACAAGAUCUCAUUUUUAACAGAGAUAUGCUGACAAAUCUAUGCUAUAAAGGUCUUAAUUACUCCUUGGUUGAUGGCUAUUUGUUUAGAAAAGAUUACCCCUCAGUUUCUCUCCUUCAGAAAACUCCCUCCUCUCCAGUCAGGUGUCACGCUACUGGUUUCUACCCAAAGAGUUUCCUGAUGUUCUGGAGGAAGGAUGGAGAGGAGAUUCAUGAGGGUGUGGACCCUGGAGAUGUCCUCAACAAUGAGGAUAAUACAUUCCAAUAUCGUGUUGAUCUGGAUAUUUCAUCAAUCCCAUAUAUGAACUGGGCCAGGUAUGACUGUGUGUUUCAGUUUACUGGAGCUGAGGACAAAAUCCUGAUCAAGCUGGAUAAAGAAGUAAUCAAGACCAACCGGGAUCAUUCAUCUGAGAAAAGAAUUAUCAUUAUUGCUGUCAUUUCUGCUGUGAUAUCCAUCAUCAUCAUCAUCAUUGCUUUAGCAUUUAUUGCCUACAAGAAGAGAAAUGUUUCAGAAAGACAACUCAUCCCUGAUGCUGAAAACAUGCCUCUGAGAAACGGACUUGAGAAUCAAGAAUUGCCUUUGGUUAAACGACUGAAACUUUCUGCAGAAUCUCUGUUUACAAUCAGCUUUCUGAGCAAGAUGAAGGGUUUGGUGAUACUUAUUAUGUUUUGUCAUGCUACAUCUGCAGUGAAACACGUACUAAAGAUUUACCUUACUGGAUCCACUGGGCUCACAAGCAUCCCUGCAUUUGAAACAGUCGCUGAAGUCGAUGAUAUCCAGAUAGCUUACUGCAGCAAGAAAAUCAUCGAAGUAAAACAAGACUGGCUUCACAAAAAACUUAAUAAUGACCCUCAACUAUUUGAGUUUGUUAAGUGGGGUUGUUUUGUCUCUAAUCCUGCCUUCUUUAAACGUACAAUUGAUGCCCUUCUGAAGAAAUUGAAGCAAAGAAAAGGUAUCCAUACUUUCCAGGGGAUUGGUGGCUGUGAACUGAACAUGGAAACUAGAGAGGUUACUGGCUUUUUGAAGUAUGGAUAUGAUGGAGAAGACUUUAUUGAAUUGGAUUUAACAGGCUUGAAAUGGAUUCCUCUGAGACAAAAGGCUGUUUUCCUUCAGCAGAGUUGGGAUUAUUUUAUUGAAUAUAUUCAUUAUCACAUUUAUCUCCUCACAAGUAAAUGCCAUGAGAUUCUCAGUGACACAUUGGAUGCUGGACAUGGCACUCUGCUAAGAACAGAUUACCCCUCAGUUUCUCUCCUUCAGAAAACUCCCUCCUCUCCAGUCAGGUGUCACGCUACUGGUUUCUACCCAAAGAGAUUCCUGAUGUUCUGGAGGAAGGAUGGAGAGGAGAUUCAUGAGGGUGUGGACCCUGGAGAUAUCCUCAACAAUGAGGAUAAUACAUUCCAGUAUCGUGUUGAUCUGGAUAUUUCAUCAAUCCCACCUGAGGACUGGGCCAGGUAUGACUGUGUGUUUCAGUUUACUGGAGCUGAGGACAAAAUCCUGAUCAAGCUGGAUAAAGAAGUAAUCAAGACCAACCGGAGUGAAGAUGAAUCCUCUCAGAGAAAAAUCAUCAUCAUUGCUGUCAUUUCUGCAAUGAUUUCCAUCAUAAUCACUGCUUUAGCAUUUACUGCUUUCAAGAAGAGGAAUGAUAGACCAGUCACCCCUGAGUCUGAAACCAUACCACUGAGAAACUGACUUCAAAAUCCGGAUCAAGAAAUGUAGCACCCUGCUCUGAAUUCACAAUCACAAGUCCAUUUAACAUAUAUACUGUAUGUAUAUUAGAUAUAAUCUCUCUCUCUCA
This is a messenger RNA of Gambusia affinis (western mosquitofish), 2499 nucleotides long. RefSeq lists its product as uncharacterized. The coding region runs from base 216 to 2393 and encodes 725 amino acids. Gene Ontology annotation, cellular component: external side of plasma membrane. The transcript has 15 exons. Gene Ontology annotation, biological process: immune response. NCBI's taxonomy places the organism in Eukaryota, Metazoa, Chordata, Actinopteri, Cyprinodontiformes, Poeciliidae. The record is from RefSeq and is a predicted model, not a curated record.